UCACGUUUCUUCCACUUCAUCUCAUCGACUCUACACAUCCUCUCUGCACACAGUAUGGACGCCUUCACCACCUUCGAAGGCCCCUCGGCCCACGUUGUGAAGUUCGAAGCGGUCUUUGAUACGGAGGUUUCGAAACACAACAUGAGCUACGAGAAGCAAGUUUCGGCCGUAAUGACAAAGCUUCGCGCUUUGCAUGACGAACUUCACCAAGCCAUCAAACAGCAGAGUCAUGCAGACGCGCUCAACGCGGCUGAUAAGAUGUCGUUUGAGAUCGCGGAGCUCUCCCGCCUUGCCACGGAACUCGACACCCACACGCACUCCUUCCUCAGUACCCAGAAGGAGAACCAAAAGUUCCAGCUCCAAGCAGUCAUCCAGGAGACGAUGAGAACCUCAUUUGCUGAGAUCGAGUCCUAUCAGCGGAAGCUGUCUCUGCAGAACGACGUCAUCUUGGGCCAACAGAAGGCCUUCAACGAAUACAGGGCCGAGUCUGGUGCUAAAAUGAUCGAAAUGGCUGGGGCAAGUGAGAAGCUUUCGCGUUCAACGUUGAUCAGAGGGCUCCUGAAGAGCGAGUUGCACGAAUGCCACGCUGACAUCAGAGAGCUCCAGGCAAAUGCCGAGAAGAGCAAUAGGACCUGCGAGAGCCUCUCCGCCACGAUUACGAGCCUUCUUGCAUCGAAGCAGAAUCUCGAGAAGGAGAACGCAUCCAUGCGCACCGAACUAGCCAAACGCGCGAAGGAGAUCGACCGGGUCUCCGAUUUGUAUGACGGUCAGCUCGAGAAGUACAAGUUACAGGCUGGCGAGUUCGCACGGGUCUACCAGGACUGGCUCAACGCGAAGAAGGAUAUCAAGUCCUUCAAGUCUGAGAAUGAGGCCCUCAAGUCUGAGAAUGGAACCCUCAAGUCUGAGAAUGCGGCUCAUGGGGGUGUCGAGGGCGAACUUCGUGCCAGACUCCAACAACUUGAACUCGAGCAGGAAGAAGCGUUCCAGGAGGCUGAGUCGACUCAUAUGGCAGCAGAGUGGACUGAGAAGGAGGCAGAGUGGGCUAAGCAGAAAGCAGGGUGGAUUGAGCUAAUCAACGAGGUCUUCGCCAAAAACAAGGUCUUCCGGAAGGAGACCAAGCACGCAAUCUCGGAGAACGCCGUCCUCAAGGCUCGAAUUGAGCUCAUGCAGGCUGAAGCUGAAGCCAGUCAUGCCAGUACCGAGGAAACAGUCGAGCAGUCUCUGAUGGAUAUGGACGAUGCGACUUGGACCGAUACCUAUCACUCCCUUACCAACGGCUCUGCCUCCGUCAAUGCCUCUUCGACCCCCUAGAAUGACAAUCAAAUCGAUGCCUCGGUGUUGCUGAAGUUGGGGUGGAUGAACGGUUCGGUGUUCUGUUCUCAAUGUACACUUAGACGUAUCCGGGGCUUCAACUCUACACACGAUGGCUAGGAUGGAGACUAGGCUCUUUCAUCAUCAGUGCUUCUUGGCACUUGCUUGGUAUACCUUCUGGUCUACCGGAGGUUUUGGGGAAGCUGCGGAGAGAUUGCAGCCUUUUGGGGAUUGUAUGGGAUUGCGGUCGAUAAUGUGGAAAUGGGGUUCAUACUUUGGUACAGUGCUGAGUCAAUAGUACGAGUAUGCUCUGCUGCUAAACUUCUGCCCACUGUAUGUGCCUGUGUUGAGCUG
This is a messenger RNA of Mytilinidion resinicola, 1665 nucleotides long. RefSeq lists its product as uncharacterized. The transcript has 4 exons. Bases 55 to 1311 code for a protein of 418 amino acids. The record is from RefSeq and is a predicted model, not a curated record. NCBI's taxonomy places the organism in Eukaryota, Fungi, Ascomycota, Dothideomycetes, Mytilinidiales, Mytilinidiaceae.